Molecule: messenger RNA, 1180 nt
Organism: Gloeophyllum trabeum ATCC 11539
Lineage: Eukaryota; Fungi; Basidiomycota; Agaricomycetes; Gloeophyllales; Gloeophyllaceae
Exons: 3
Coding region: 123-1040 (305 amino acids)
Biological process (GO): protein insertion into mitochondrial outer membrane; mitochondrial outer membrane translocase complex assembly
Cellular component (GO): mitochondrial outer membrane
Source: RefSeq, a predicted model, not a curated record
CAAGUACUUUACUCAACCCACAGCACUCGACGUCUCGAGGAUUACCAGUGGAGGCGGACGAGGGCCUAGCGUUUUGGUCAAAACCCUUUUCUCCUGUAGAAGCAGCGGGAUACUCUCUUAUAAUGGCUGAACACGAUCAGGGGACGCAGGAGCUGCUCCAGUCUGCUUUGAGCACGGCAUUCACGCCUACUGACCUCCCGCGCGCAUCCGUGUCUCCCCCGCCUCAGCCUGCGCUCCCACCGGAACCUCCCGCACCGGCUGCGUCUGCGGAAGCGCCGGGGUCCGAUGCCUACGAUGCGUGGAAGGCCGAAUAUGAGGCCCAGGUCGCGCAGUGGAGGGCGGCGAAUAUCGAGCAGCGGGCGAAGGCUGAGCGAGAGAGGGAGCGGUGGGAAAGAAUACGAGCGGAGGAGAGGGCCCAGCGGGAGAAGGAGGGAGUUGAGGCCAGAGAAGAAUGGCCAACUCUUACGCAAGCUACGGGGAGCGCGUCUGUGCCCAGGGGAGACAGCCCCAGCCCCGCAGAUGUUCGGGACUUGGUGAGUGGAGAAAAAGAAGGCCAUCACCGACAUGCUGAGGCUCCUCAUAUGCACCAACACUCGAAAGAGACUUCGUCGCUUUCUGCAUCCCAGAAAUGGGAGGACCUUCCGUCAUCGAUGAACUCGUCACAGUCUUACCCGUCCAUGUCCUUCCCCUCGCUAUCCAACCCAGAGACCCCCCCUGAUGCUCCCCAACCCCAUCACCGUCCGGGUCAUUCCCACCACCAGACUCAUGGGCACUUGCAUAGUCAACAACGCGGUACCGAAGCGCAGCAUGUCACCUUGUCCGUGUUCGACUCUACCCUGCCAACCAAGACUCGGGCCCUGGCGCUGGUCUCCAGCUUAGGCAUCAAUUUCUUGCUACCGUUCGUCAACGGCGUGAUGCUUGGUUUCGGCGAGAUUUUUGCGAAGGAGGUCGUUGUGGGUUGGUUCGGCUGGGGUCGAGGUUGGCUUGAGCGGAACCGAGCGGAAGACUCUAGAGAAUUAGAAGCGCGCCGCCGCCGGUAAUGCAGUUAUAUCCUGUGCUUUCCUCACAACGCAGCCCGUGGUUCACUGCUAUCUUGUCGCGCGCCGCAUACAGUUCGCGCUAUAAUUACGGUGUCAAACCCUCUGAUCCAGGCGUUGAGAUGAUAUAGGUAUAUUGGUGU